CAGGUGGCGUCCUGCUGGCUGCUGCAUUCCGGCCUCCUGCCUGGAUGUGCGCACUCGGGGGACCACGUCGCUGUCGGGGUGUCCACGGAGAGGAGGGCGGGAAGGGCGCGGAGCCACUGCCGGGGUGUCCUGGCAGAAUAAUGCGUUCGGGGCGCCCUCUCGUUGGAAGCUGUGGCCACACUCUGAAGUGACUCAUCAGCUUUGAGACGGUUGUUCUUGGCAUCACUGUUGAGCAGGCAGUGGGCAGUGUCACCUUUUGUUAAGUUAUGGUGAACCGUCAACCCAGGUUCUGCCGCUCAUGGACUCGCGGGGCCUCUCCUGCCCCUGCUAGAAGUGUCACACGGCCGUCACCCGCAGUGACUCUGGUGUCUCCAGGUAGCGUGUGGCGGGCUCUGGACAGGAGACUCCAGGACCCCGUGCAGCUGCCUCCGUCCUCUGUGCUGAACCCCAUCGCCCCUCCUAGCGCCGCCUCCAGAGCCCUCAUGCCUCUGUGAGAGCAGCGACAAUGGACCAGUCUCUGGCUGCCGGCCCUGAGAUGAGAAAUGUUCCCUCAGAAGGGACGGUGUCAUUUGAAGAUGUGGCUGUGAACUUCACGUGGCAGGAGUGGCGGUACCUGAGUGAAGAUCAGAGGACCCUGUACUGGGAUGUGAUGCUGGAUACCUGCAAUCACCUGGUGUCCCUAGGGCACUGUGUUACCGAUCCUAAGGAGAGCAUCAGGUCGGAGCAGGGAUUACAGUUGUGGACUGUGGAUGAUCCCCCAAACCAGGACCACUCAGGUCGUAUCCUCUUAAGUUCCUGGGCGAUGCUAUGCCUGUCCACAGCAGCUGUCUAUCUACAUGGCACACUGCAUGUUUUGUGGUUUGCCAGCACUGCUAAAUAUAUGAAAAAUAUUCCCUAUGUUAAUGAGGUGUCAAGUGAUGAAGCUCUCCCGAAGAGAUACAGGAAGGAAAUCAUGGACCUUAAAAAGCAGUUAGAGGAGGUUUCUUUAGAGACUCGGGCCCAGGCAAUGGAAAAAGACCAAUUGGCUCAACUUCUGGAAGAAAAGGAUUUGCUUCAAAAAGUACAGAUUGAGAAAAUUCAAAACUUAACACGGAUGCUGGUGACUUCUUCUUCCCUCACCUCACAGCAGGAAUUAAAGGCUAAAAGAAAACGAAGAGUCACUUGGUGUCUUGGAAAAAUUAACAAAAUGAAAGACUCAAACUAUGUCGAUGAAUUUAAUGUGCCGGCAAAUGUUACAACAAAAUCACAAAGAGCUACUCAAACUGUCCUGGGAGAAAUCGAUGAAUCUCUCUGUUCAGAGUCUGAUGUUUUCAGUAACAUACUUGAUACAUUAACUGAGGUAGAGUGGAAUCCAGCAACAAAGCUACUAAGUCAGGCCCAAGAAUCUCAAGAAAAUCAAGAACUGUCCUUCAGCAUGGAAGAAAAAGGCAGUGAGACUGAGACAACAACGAGUGAGGAGGGGGCAUCAGAGGCACCAUUCAGAGUCGAGGGUGCAACUCUCCCGGAGUUGGGGGCAGGAAGGCUCAGCUUGUCACAGGGGCUGCAGGAAGCCCUUCAGACUGAAAGUGACCAACUCAGAGAGAACUUGGGAGAGGUCACAGCUAAACACCAAGAAACGGAAAAGGAACUGAGAAUUGCUCAUCAUCACCUGAAAGAACAUGAGGGAACCAUUCAUCAGCUGAAAGUGGCUCUUUGCGAGAGGGAAACCGAACUGUCAAGCAUGCAGAAGGAACUAGAAACAGCCCACAAUGAAUUAAAGAAAAAGGUCCAAGAGCUUCAUGAGAAACAAGAACAACUUACUACCAUCAAAGAAAGCAGUGAGACUCAGGAGAAAAUGAGCCACGUGGAGCAGUUAGAGGAGCUUCUUAAGGCCAGAGAUGCAUCACUACAUCGUGUGGAAGGCGAGAGGCUCGAGCUGAUGGAGAGGCUUCAGGAAAGUCAAGAAGAAAUAAAAAUUAUAACUAAGGAAAGAAAUGAACUGAAGGGCGUGCAGGAGGCCCUGCGAAAGGAGAGAGACCUGCUCAAGGAAAAUAUUGAAGAAAUCAAAGCUAAAGGACAGAAAAUCAAAGAGGAGCUAAAAAACUAGUGUUCUUCUGAUGGAGUCCCAAGAAACUAUUGAUGCAGAGACCCUGUCAGAGGAGACGGACCAAGAGGCGGGGUCUCCAGGAGACCUGGAUGCUGGAUUACAGGGCAGAACCCAGGAACGUCAGCCUGUGGAGGGUGCAGCUGUCAGCGAGGCUUAGGCCACAGAGUGUGAAGUGGAGCGGCUGACGCAGCAACGCGAGACCCAGACGUCUACUCUGGAGGACACAGAGACGGAGAAGCUGCACAAACACUUAGAAGAAAUGAAGUCUGUUUGCAAAGAAACAGAUGACCUCCGGAGUCUGCAGGAGAUCCUCAGAGCAGAGAGGGACCAGUUCCAGGAGAGCCUUCGGGAAGCUGUGUGCAGGGUGGAUCUCCCCAACCCUGAAGGGGAGACAGCCCAGCUGGGAAGCCAGGGGAGGGUCUCACUAAGACCUUCCAAGUGUUGUGCAUGGACCCGGAAAGUGCCAUUGCAGCUGUGUGUCCAGCAGCGUCAGCACCACUGUGCAGGGCUGUGUGGAAGGGUCUCUGCCACAGUGAGGUGCAGUGACCAGUAAAGCAAACCUGGACAAGGGGACAUGCUCAGUGUCUGUGGUAGGGCUGCUUAGAUUGGGGCCACAGGUUGAAGCCAUGGUUAACAGGCCAUGGGUGAGGGGGCUCGGGCACUAGGUGGUCCUGUCAAGGAAGAAAGGGCGGGUGCGGGGCUAUUGACCUCUCCAGGUCACUCAGAGGAGGGGCUCAGUUAGGACAGCUCCUUCGUACACAGCUUGAAUUGUGUUUAUCUUUCCCAAUAACCAUCAAGGACCUGGAAAUACAAGAGGAACUAGAAACUGCUCGCAUGAGUCUGAAAGAACAGCAAGAAACCAUUGAUAAACUCCGAGGGAUGGUUUCAGAGAAGACAGAUGAAAUAUCAAGUAUACAAAUGGAUUUAGAAAACACAAAUUCUUUCUUAAAAUCACAGGUCCAAGAACUCCAGGAAAAAGAACAUCAACUUCUUGAGGCAAAACAUUGUCUCACAGAAAAUAUAUACCAAACAGAGCAACUGAGGAAGGAAAUGGAGGCCCAGAACUCUACCCUGGGAGGUCUAGAAGCAGAGAAGUUACGGUUGACACAGAAACUUCAUGAAAACCUUAAAGAAAUAGAAUUUAUCACCAUGGAAAGAGAUAGCCUGAGAAGAGCAGAGGGGGCGCUCCAGACAGAGCAGGAACAGCUCAGGGAGAGCCUCCGGGCAGCCAAGACCAAAGUGAGUCCUUCUCAUCGUUUUACUAGGGAGGAGGAAAAUAAUUUCUCGUGGAUGUAUUGAUCGAACAAAGUGAGGAAAGACAUGAAGGAUGGUGCAAUCCACCUGUUCUGCUCCCUACUCUGUUCUCUGGUGAAUCCUCUCACCCCUCCCAUACCUCUGGCCUGCACCCCAGCUCUUGCAUGCAUAAUAAAAUCAAUAAAAAGCAAAGGACUGUAUUUGUGUACAUGUGGUUCUGAUGACUUGCAGUAAUUGUGAAGCAUAUGUGUGUAACUCCCUAAAGAAAGAAGUAACGGUGAAAGACUAGGUAAGAAAUAAAUUAUGUGUGUUUGUGAGAACAAGUAAGGAAAAAAGAAACCGAUUGUGUGUUCAUGUGACACAAGGUAGCAAACAUAGUACCCACAUAUGCGUGUGACCCUUUGGGGAAUGAAGCACCUGUGUAAGUGUGUGUAUGUUUAUGUGAAUACACAGAGAAAGUAGGUGGUUGUGUGAGACCAGGGGAAAAAUGGAGUCGCUGGUAUGUUUGCAUGUUACUAAGUGAGGAAUGAAGGAACUGUGUGUCUCUGUGUGAGGAAUGAACAAACAUACUGGAUGUGUGCAUGUGGUAAGUGAGGAAUAAAACAUCAUGCGGCUAGGCAAAAAAUCAAGAAAUUGAUUGUGUGACUAGGUGAGGAGUGAUUCUGAAUGUGUGUUUGUGGUGAGAUGAGGUAACAAAUGAGGUCACUGUGUGUUAUUGUGCUUAACUUCAAAGGUAAGGGAUGAGGUGAUUUUGCAUGUGCAGGUGCCUGUGACUGUGUGUGAUUGUUGGGUGAGAAAUAGUGAUUAUGUUUAUGUGUGUAAAAACAGGUGAGAAAAAAGUGACCAUGUGUAUGUGUGAGAGACAAGGUGAGCAAUGAGAAACUGUCUAUAUGUGUGAGUAGGUAAGGAAUGAAGUAAUGGAUGGGGUAUGUGUUCACAGAUGAGGAACAUAACUGACUGUGUGUGUGGAAGGUGACACAGAAUGAGGUGACUGAGUGUGUGUGGGUGGACCAAGAACAGGAGUGGAGUAAAGGAUGAUACAUCCUUUACUGUGUGUGUCCAGGUGAGAAAUCAAGUAAUGGCAAGUGUGGGUGAACGAGUCGGUGAGAAAAAGUCAGGAUAUAUUGACACGUGUGGGCACGACAAGGUGAGAAAUAAAUACUUGUGUGUCAGCGUGUGAGAAGUUAUGUGUGUGUGAAUGUGUAUCUGAUGAGACCAGGUGAGAUGGGAACAAAACAACUGUGUGUGGGAGCGAGGUCACUGAUGAAGACUGACUGUGUGUGUGUCACUAGGUUCACUUUUCCUUCCCCUCUUCCUCCUCUUUACCUCUGUACUUACCUCCCCUCACCUUUUCCUCGCUACUCCUUACCUUUUUUCCACAGGGUCCAAUGUAGUCUCAACACCACAGUAUUGACUGCGCCUUACCUCUUUUCAUGGAGUCCAGUGCAGUCCCAACACCAAAGUGCUGUGGUGCCUCUGCUGAGGCCUCAGGAAACCAGCUCCUCUGUGUGGGCAGAGCCAGGGCCCCUGGCAGAUGACCAUGCACGGCAGGGAUCAAAGUGGCUCCGGGUGCUCCGUGGGGGGUGGGUACAGUAGUAUGCACAGCAUUCACAGUCCCCACCCCAGAAUUUCUACUUCAAUGUCAUGAAAGGAUGGAAAUUCAAACAAAAAGGGAAGCAACUUGAUACAUCCAAUAAUAAUGAUGGAGUGACGAAUUGUGAAACAAUGGGAAUGAAAUGAAUGUGAACACAACUUACAACUUACACCAAAUAUCACCAAAAUUAUACAUAAGCAAACAAAAAUGGUCAACCAUAAUUAUUAAUAAUAGCAGAAAACAGAAUAAAUGAAUAGUGUGGACUUCAGAAUAUCAAAUAUUUUCUGUGAAUAUUUUUUGUGAAAGGACAUGUUCAGAGAACCACAAGCCAAGAAGAAAAGUGAAGCAAAUUUGCAAACCACGAAUCUGAACAGACAUCUCACCAAAAAUAUACAGAUAAUAAAUGGGCGCACAAAAUAUAUUCGUUGUCAUGUAUAACUAGGGGAUUGUUAAUUGGAACAAGGAAACAUCACUACAAAGAACUGUUAAGCUCCCAACAUCACUUUACCAGUUGACACACUGCUGGAGGGUGAGAACAGCAGGAAGACCCCUUCAUUGCCGGUGGAAUGCAUGGGCAGAUGCUUUGGAGGGCAGUUGGGCAGUGUUUCCCAAAGACAAAAAAAAAAUCUCACCUUCAGAUUCAACAAUCAGGCCUCCAGUAUUUAGACAACCACCUUGAAAAACUAUGUUCAAACAAAAUCUAGCAUGUUAUUAUGUGCAGAUGCUCUAUUCAUAAUGGCUAAAAUCCUUUCUCAAAUCAAGAUGUCCUUUAAUGAAGAGUGCAAAAGCAAACUGUCAUUCCUUCAGGGAAAGGGAGCAGAACGUGACCCCACAGAAGCCUCUUUGGCAUAAGACCACUUGACAACCAUAAUAUGAAUGCAGAGCCUGUCUCAUUGGUGUCAGGAUUAUUUGGGGUCUAUUUUUAAAAACAGCAGUUUGGGAGAAUCUCUCAAAAACAAGAAGUUGCCCCUCUGUGAGAGUUGCACACUCAUAAGGGAAAUCACCAGUCCUGAGGUUGUCUGCUCUCUACCAGGAACAGAAGAAUAACAAAUUCAAACCAAGCCACCAACCUCAUCCAUGGCAAGCUCUGGGCAUUCAUCUAAAGAACAAUGACUCCCUGGCUGAUUUUUCUUUGCAUGAUCACCUUCCAUGGCUUUCCCCCUCUCCUGACAUUUUCCUGUUUUGUUUUUACGUGAGGAUGGCACAGAGACUGAUCACUUGGGCCCUUCUAUGGAGUUAUUAGGUUUCCCCUGCUAUCCCUCAUGUAUAUAAGAAAUAUAAAUGUUAGGAAAGUUCAGUUUGCUUUUUCUCCUAUAAUCUCUCUUGUAUGAUAGAGGAUCUCAUCUAAGAUCUUAGAAUAGUACAGGCAAAAUUAUUUGGUCAUUCAAACAUGCAUGAAUAAAAUUCAGCAACAGGAACAAAUGAACCAUCAACCACUGUUGGAGGGAGGAUGGGACAUUUCUCUCUACCCCUCCAGCUGAAAAGCCAUCCGAUGAACAGCAGAUGGAUUAGUUGGAAAAACAACAAAUUCAAGGACACAACUACGCACUCAUUCAUGUUCACCUCAUACCAGGCCCCAAAUCCAUGCUCGCAAAACAAUGCAAAUCAGAAACAGAACAUAUGCUCUCACCAUAACCCUAGAUCAUGACUAUCAUCUUAGUUAUCAUAAAGCCUAAGCAUCAUGCACAACAACCCUCACCCUUACUCAAAUUAUUACCUGAAUUCCUAACCAAAGAAAGUGACCCUAUUUUUCUAAACCAGUAACACCCAACUAUAAUCAGUCGAAUCAAAAAAAAAAAAAAAAUCAUCACAAGAACAGAAAACUAAAGACCUGGACCUUUCAGGCUAGGAAUCCUCCACAAAAUAACAACAGGAAACCAACAGCCCAUUAAAAGGUGGAUACACUACAAACAAAUGUCUAUCCCAGAAAGUCCAGUUGUUAACAUACUAAAACCAAGACAUGCAACGAACCCAUGGAUUGUAUGAGGAACAAACAUGGAUCAUGUCAAGUGAUUCAGAAAACUCUUUCUGAAAAAAUCCAGUACCCUUCCAUGAUACAAUCACUCAAAAAGCAGGAAUAAAGGAAAGUUUUUCAAUAGA
Messenger RNA from Talpa occidentalis (Iberian mole), 7034 nucleotides. RefSeq names its product zinc finger protein 260-like. Gene Ontology annotation, molecular function: DNA-binding transcription repressor activity, RNA polymerase II-specific; plus-end-directed microtubule motor activity; microtubule binding. NCBI's taxonomy places the organism in Eukaryota, Metazoa, Chordata, Mammalia, Eulipotyphla, Talpidae. Bases 506 to 2086 code for a protein of 526 amino acids. The transcript has 14 exons. Gene Ontology annotation, cellular component: microtubule. Gene Ontology annotation, biological process: mitotic cell cycle; negative regulation of transcription by RNA polymerase II; microtubule-based movement. The record is from RefSeq and is a predicted model, not a curated record.